CCAGUCCUUCCACGCCGAGGCGCCUGCGGAAGGUGCGGGGUGAAGGGUAGUAGGGGGUCGGUAAGAGUGCCUCCCUUUUAGUGUACUUCGAAGCUUAGAUCCCUCCCCAUAGUUUUAGUGAAAUCGUCCCAUGUUUACAGUUGAUAGAAGGUGAUGUAUCUGCUUCUUUUUGUGCCACGAAUGUAGUGAUGUGUUUCAGAUGUAGCGAUGUGUUGUGAAAUGCGAAAGAUCUGAAGCCAAAGCCGCGUUUUCGAAGAUAGCGCAGAAGUAGCGUUCGUUCGUAGGCGGUGGCCGAUAGAGAGAGUGAGUGAACGAGCGAGAGAACGAUCUCGGUUGGAAAACGGGUAUUCAACAUUUUAGCCAAUGACCCUGGAUUCUCCUUUCCUACCUCCUUCAGGGAUGGCGUUCCAUACCCAGCUGUAUCCGUAUGGAUUUCCUCACAAUACUUAUCCCGCAGCACCUCUGAUGGAUUAUCGUACGAACUCUUUCUUAACCCCACCUACCUCGUAUCCUUUAUUUGGACCUAUGAUAUACCCUCAUUGUUUAACCAAGGACUACUCUCCCAGUGCAUAUGGUCUGGGACCAGAAGCAGAGGAGAAUGACGGUGUAAAAGACGACCCCGAAGUCACCCUUGAAUCCAAAGAAUUAUGGGACAGAUUCCACGCUUUGGGGACAGAAAUGGUUAUUACCAAAUCCGGAAGGCGUAUGUUCCCUGCAUUUAAAGUUCGUGUCAGUGGCCUGGACAAAAAAGCAAAGUAUAUUCUCCUUAUGGACAUAGUCGCUGCAGAUGACUGUCGGUACAAGUUCCACAACAGCAGGUGGGUGGUGGCAGGAAAAGCCGAUCCUGAGAUGCCCAAGAGAAUGUAUAUUCACCCAGAUUCCCCUUCUACAGGCGAGCAAUGGAUGCAGAAAGUAGUAUCCUUCCAUAAACUCAAGAUCACCAACAAUAUUUCAAACAAGCACAGUCAUACAAUAUUAAAUUCUAUGCACAAAUACCAACCCAGGUUCCAUGUCGUUCGAGCUGAUGAUAUAACGAAACUACCCUUCAAAAAAUUUAGAACUUUCUCCUUUGAUGAAACAGAUUUCAUAGCUGUAACAGCUUAUCAAAAUCAAAAGAUCACAAAAUUAAAGAUUGAUCAUAACCCAUUUGCUAAAGGUUUCCGAGAAUCUGGUGGUUCCAAAAGAUUAAAACGGAAAAGUACAGAUGAUUUCUUUUUUGAGAAAGAUGAUGAGAAACUUUCUGAAGAUAAUAAAUGGGCAUCGAUAGAUAAGAAAACUUGUCCACCAAAUAAGGAAUCAUGUAACGCAACUGAUUCUAGAGAAUUAUCUUCAGCAUCACCGGAGUGCGCUAAAUCUGAAGAAGUCAAAGAAAGGGACACUUCUCCAGUAACCUUUCAAUCAGGCAAAAUAACUUCUCCCGGAUUUAACAGUUUCUUGGAACGCUGUCUUGGUGAGCAUCACGCUAUGAAUAAACAAGACACUAAUCAUACUCAUUUCAAUGCUUUCAUGACACCUUACAACUUACAGUGCUGUUCUGGACCAUGCGAUUUUCAAAGGAUACCUAAUCUGGACUUAUACAAGACUACUGCACCAGACAACUCAUAUCCUUUGCUUCAUCCCUCUGGAAUACCAAAUCACAAUAUGUUUCUGAGUAAUAAUAGAUUUCCAAUUAAACCUAGUCCUGUGAUCGGUUUCCCGACAAGUGGAUACCACAUGUUGAAUUCUGUUCCUGAAACUGAUUCAUUAUUACAGACGGACGAGUACAGACGUUUACUACUGAGUGCGUCUCUCUCUCAACAAAGAUACUUUCCAUAUUUAUUUCGGUGACGAAUCAAUGAACUUUGCAACUAGUUGUUAAAAAGCAUAUUUUGAUUGCUUGGUUGUUUAAAAUUAUUUAUUUAACUCCAGGAAAUAGAAGAUACGUGUCUAGGGUAUCUGCUGGAACUAUCUGCAAGAUCUUUAUGAAGAAACUGAAAUGAAGUUUCGAAUGUUCAGGCUAUUCAUGUGUAUCGCCACUAUGCAGUAAACUCUUGUGAUAUUUCACGGCUAAGAAAAUUUGUGAUUUUGUAACAUAUAAGACUAUUUAAGAUUUCACUGUCACAUAGAAUUAAUAUGCAAAGUAUUAGUGCAAAUGAACAAGGCUGCAUAGCUGAUAUUUUUCGAGUUGCAAUAAGAUAUUUUAUCAAAGAUAGUACCGAAGAACUGGCGUUUACAUUUGUAUAUAAAUCAUUUAUGCAAUUACUUUCAUUUUGCUUUUAUGGGAUAACUGAUAACAAUUAUAGUAUAUAACGAAUAAAGAAAAGAUAAUCUUUUUCUUUAAUCAGUAGUUCAUUUCCCAAUAACGGAUGAUGAAAAACUGAUAACUUUCUUUCAAGACAAUCACUAAUGAUAAUGAUAAUCUCGUUGAUGGCUCAGAGUUUAAAUAAAGAAUAAAAUCAUUCGAGUAUAAAUCAUUAUGAGAAAUUUUACGACAGAUAUGUCGUAAAAUUUCAAUAAUAUGUAAAUGUAUUAUUCUUCAUAAAUUUUAUGUCUUCUUUUAUACAAUCUUUUUUUGAUGACUCAAAAAAAAAAAAAAAAAAAUGUCUCUCCGAGGUAUUUACUGUUUUUAUUUCGAAGAUCCUGGCCACUGCCGCCCUUAAGUGGCAAUAUUUUCUAUCUUGCUUUGCAAAACUAAUUAUUGCAUGCUUCUUCCGAAGCGAUCCAGCUCUUAAAUAAUUCAGUCAUUUCUUCAUUAAAUGAAUCAAUAAAUAAAUUUACUAUGAAA
Messenger RNA from Stegodyphus dumicola, 2764 nucleotides. Its product is annotated as T-box transcription factor TBX2-like. The record is from RefSeq and is a predicted model, not a curated record. NCBI's taxonomy places the organism in Eukaryota, Metazoa, Arthropoda, Arachnida, Araneae, Eresidae.